UCGUAUCUCUCCUUCGGCAUAAAGGCUCACCCAGUCGCCCCUCUUUUUUUUCUUCCCUCCAUCCUCCCCGCUCUCCCAUCUCUUCGCUCUUCGUUCCAACGCAAUUCAAUUCAAUGACUCCCAGCAGCGUUUUGCUGCUGCCGCUUCAAUCAUGACGGGCCGGGUUCCCAAUGUCUGGGCCGCCAUUAUCAUUCCUGUGCCUGCGAGUGCGCUCGCGCUGAUUCUUAGGAUCAAGGCGCGGCGCAUGACUAAGAUGGGCGUUGGCUAUGACGAUGCCUUGUCAAUCGCUGCUUGGUUUGUGGCUCUUGGUUAUGCAAUUCUUCUCGUCGUGUGGACGACAUGUUAUUACAUGGGUCGCAAAAUCGGUCACUUUCCCGAAGACAAGAUCGAUCACAUCCUCGAGAAAUCCCACCAGAUUCUCUUCACCAGCGAGAUCCUGUACUCAUGGUCCAUCUUCCUCAGCAAGAUGUCCGUGCUCACCUUUUACCGUCGCAUCUUCCAGUUCUCAUCUAUACGCGUCCCUAUUAUUAUCUUGAUGGUAUGCUGUGGAUGCUGGAUCACCAUCCGGACCUUCAUGACCAUCUUUCACUGCAUGCCUGUGCAGGCGUACUGGGAUAAGUCGAUCGAUGGGAAGUGCAUGAAUAAUAUCGGGCAAUAUUAUCUCGGGACUGAUUUGACUCAUUGUUUGAUGGAUUUUAUUAUUCUGGCGCUGCCGUUGUUUGAGGUUGUGAGGAUGAAGUUGAUACUGGGGCAGAAGAUUGCUGUCAUUGGUAUUUUCAGUCUUGGUUCAUUGGUCGGCAUUGCUUCCAUCUUUCAGAUCGUCGAAGCUCAGAAAUACACCUCCAACUCACGAGAAUUCCCCUACGACUUUUCCCUCGCCAUGGUAUGGGCCAACGUCGAAGUCCACCUCGCCGUCUUCACCAGCUGUCUCGCUCUUCUCCGCCCUAUAUUCCGCAAAUUCAUCCCAGGCCUCUCCUCCGGCAACACCACCUAUCCCGCCAACGGCCUCAGCCACGCCUCAAACACCUACACCAACUCCAUCGCCCUGCGCCGAUCCCGCAGCCCACGGGACGUCGAGGAGGUCAUUGAGGGCCAGCGUGCGUACGCCUAUUUGGACUACGACGCAAUCAGCUUGCCAGGCGCCAAAGACGUCAACUCCAUAUCGCGGCUGCAGCAGCGUGAACACCAUACACCUAGCAUGACUGAUUCUGGCGGUAGAGGUUCCCUGUCGUCGCAGAAAAGUGCCCGAUGAUGAAAUUUCCUUGUGAUCUGUAAUAUUGAUACCUUGAGCGUUUUUGUUGUAUAUAUACCUCGGUGUGUUUUGACUCAUUUGAGCUUUGUUGAUUGAUACCCCCCUUUUCAUUUCUGAGCGUUCAGUACCGGAUACUCUGGAAGUUGCCAGUUGGCAAUCUUGGAAUCAAGGCCCAUUCCUUGAUCUAGCCUGAACCACGAUGCCAGUUUCCCCAGCGUGUGAAGCAUCUGCACCCCAAACUGCGUCUUUGGCGCAAAGACCGCUCUAGCGAAUGCGCUUUGCUCGCCCUGCAUACAUGUCGCUAUCGGUCGAAAGACCUCCUCAUAUUUCUUGACGCCCUGCACGACUCCCUUGCUGGGAUCUUGCUUGUGCAGAGUCGCUACUUCGCCGGCGAGGAUGUACGAUCCGACGAUACCCCAUGUUGUUCCGAAGCCAUUUGCAGUCUGAGCAUGCGCUGCGUCGCCGAGGGCUACGACACGGCCUUUGGACCAUGAUCCCGGCGGAAGUCGAACUUCUUGGCAGGGCGUGGAGUACAGAUCAUCUGCCUCUGGUGAAUUCUUCAACGCUUCCAUGAACCGAGCGCUCUCCCAUUUCCCAUCUGCAAAGACAUCCGCCCAUGCAGCUUUGAGAUGAUCUAGCUUUCCUGACUUGUGCGCCGCUGCCAGCCCCUCGUUCUGACUCUGUAUGUUCAUGUACACGCGCGUCAUGUCCGGGCUGUCCUUUCUUGUACCGAGCCAGCGCGAGCCAGGCAUAUGGCAGAAUGUGAAGCGGUUUGUGUCGUGUGGUUUUGAAAGGGUGCUGAAGAAGCCGAUGUAGCCACCGAGGAAAUGUCGUGGGUCGGGUGCAUCAGGCCCAAGCAUGAGCUGUCGUGUUCUGGAACCCGUGCCAUCAGCAGCGACGACGAGAUCAAAGUCGCCUUUCUGACCAUCGUCAAACCCGACAUGAACCUUUCCAUUCGGAUCACUCUCAUCAUCCUGCGUCAAGCUCGCAACACUUGUUCCAAAGCGAUGCUUCACAUUCUGUUUAUCCCGCGUAAGCCCCAACAGGAUAUUCACAAGAUCACCACGCAUAAUCUCAUACUCAGUUGUAACACUCUGAUGCCCCCUCCCGCUCUCAACCGUCGGAAAAAACACCUUUGUCCGACCAUUCGUAUCAAUCAUCUGCGUCCCAACUUCAUGAACAUGCUUAGCGCGAAUCGCAGGCUCAAUACCCAUCUUCUUCAUGACAGCCACACCUUGAUGACGAAGGUCGAGCUGUUGGCCGUUCGUUCUGGGUUUGGGGGAGCGCUCGAUGAGGGUGAUUUCUGCGCCGGUGCGGGAGAGCCAGUGGGCUACUGAGGGGCCGGCGAUGCCUCCGCCUACAACGAGAACUUUGAGUGUGGGCAUUUUAGCAAACGAUGGAAAUAGUCGGUUAUGAAUGAUGAGGAAUUGAUCUGAUAACUUUAAUUUGCGAGAUGAAGUCUAAAUACACAGUGAUAUCGGUGAUUUGCACCGGCUUAUUUGAGGUGAAAGGCCCGUCUUACGCCAAUACACCGAGAUGAUGGUGCAGCCAACACGCAAUGUUUCGCAAAAAAGCCACUCAAUUCAGCCA
Molecule: messenger RNA, 2842 nt
Organism: Fusarium verticillioides 7600
Lineage: Eukaryota; Fungi; Ascomycota; Sordariomycetes; Hypocreales; Nectriaceae
Exons: 6
Coding region: 152-1252 (366 amino acids)
Source: RefSeq, a predicted model, not a curated record